AUGCUGCGAACCGCGACCCGUCUCCCUGCCGCCGUGCAGACCACACGCUCUGCCGCCGCAGCCCUCACACCUCUCUCGCGGAAACAGCAGUCACAGCAGCAGGUGCGAUGCGCGCAUGCCAUCUCCAACCCAACACUCGCGAACAUUGAGAAGCGAUGGGAGGCCAUGCCACCCCAGGAGCAGGCCGAUCUGUGGAUGGCUCUGCGGGAUCGUAUGAAGGUCGACUGGAAUGAGCUCACGCUUCAGGAGAAGAAGGCCGCCUACUGGAUCGCUUUCGGCCCACACGGCCCACGUGCUGAGGCUCCUCCAGGCGAGGGCACCAAGGUCUUCUUGUACACCAUGAUUGGUAUCGGCGCAGCAGGUGUCCUCUUCGGUGCGACUCGCUACUUCGCCAAGGGCACACCACGCACAAUGAACAAGGAAUGGCAAGAGGCCACCAACGAAUACCUAAAGGAGAACAAGAUCGAGCCCAUCACUUGGGUCGGCAACCCAGACUACAAGGGCCCAGGCGCUGUCCAAAGUCCUCCAGCACCAAAGGAGUAA
Molecule: messenger RNA, 543 nt
Organism: Fulvia fulva
Lineage: Eukaryota; Fungi; Ascomycota; Dothideomycetes; Mycosphaerellales; Mycosphaerellaceae
Product: Cytochrome c oxidase polypeptide 5, mitochondrial
Exons: 3
Coding region: 1-543 (180 amino acids)
Biological process (GO): mitochondrial electron transport, cytochrome c to oxygen
Source: RefSeq, a predicted model, not a curated record